Messenger RNA from Hermetia illucens (black soldier fly), 1298 nucleotides. RefSeq names its product odorant receptor 59a-like. Gene Ontology annotation, cellular component: plasma membrane. The transcript is spliced from 3 exons. Lineage: Eukaryota; Metazoa; Arthropoda; Insecta; Diptera; Stratiomyidae. The coding region runs from base 9 to 1121 and encodes 370 amino acids. The record is from RefSeq and is a predicted model, not a curated record. Gene Ontology annotation, molecular function: odorant binding; olfactory receptor activity. Gene Ontology annotation, biological process: detection of chemical stimulus involved in sensory perception of smell; sensory perception of smell.
CAUAAUACAUGAUGGAAGGUGUUGAUACUUAUCUCGGCUUGAAGCGAAUUCAUCUAAUUUGGCAAAUAUUAUGUGUAGCUCCCUGGAAAAAGUAUAAAAAAUGUUAUUUUGUUUGGAUCAGUUUUGUUUUCGGUCUAAAUGUAGUGUUGAUAUCAACGGUAGUCCUGGAUAUUGUAUUCUGUGAAAAUCUCAAGUGUCUUCUGAAUAACAUCACAUACUACCUUGCUGUCUUCUGCAAAGUUAUGCAGUGUCUCCUGAUGGUUUUGGUUCGUAAGAAGCUGCUUCAACUGGAAAAUUAUUUUCAUAUCUUAGAUGGAAAUGUAACUGCACCAGAGGAUCAAGUUUUGGCAAAAAAUGCAAUAGAAAAAGGACAAAAAAUAUUAAAAUUUUUCUUCACUAUUACUUUAUCUGCAGUGUAUAGCAGAAUAUCAGGUUUUCUUUUCACUUCGGGCGAAAUGUCGAUAUUGCCACUGUGGUCUCCGUUUGAAAAGUACAUUUUUAUCAAAUUUCUCUAUGAUUGCAUUGCUGGACAUUUCAUAGUACUCCAAACUGUUGCCAGCGACAUGUAUCCGCCUAUAUGUUUUCUGUUGUUAAAUGCACAUUUAAAAAUUCUAUCUCAACAGUUGUUGCGUAUAGGUUCAGGAGAACUAGAAUGCCAUACUCAAUCGAAGAUCGCACCCUUUGUUGAAUAUCACGUCACCAUUUUGAGGAUUUAUGAAAUUUUAGAUGAAACCCUAUCAAAAAUGUUUUUUGUUGAACUUUUAAUUGCUAGCAUUCUUCUCUGUAUUUUAACGACAUCUGUCGUUUCUACUAGUAUGGAACUCUCGGAAUUAGUUUUCAAUGUUGCGUUCGCAUUCGCCCUUAUGUUUCAAAUUUUGCCAAUUUGCGUUCUUGCUCAUCAAUUCCAAUCGUUAAGUGAAGAUCUUGCAGAUGCAGCUUAUAGUUCUAAUUGGCCUGAUCAGGAUCGUGCAUUUAGACGUUCGAUACUUUUAAUCAUGCAUAGAUCACAAAACUGCAAAUUGAUUCUCGCUGGUGGUAUAGUACCGAUAAACCUACCGACUUUUCUCGCAAUUUUACGUUGCGCUUACUCAUUCUCAGCAAUUUACAGCAUGAUGAAUUAGCCAAAACGUAGCGCAGAAUUGUGGCCUUAAUGAUUAUUUACUUCAUAGAAGAAUUGUGGAACUAUUCUGCGUACAUACUAGUGUUUUCUAUAAUUGGAAAAAAGGCUCCAAAAACGAAAAGUUUCGGGCAAUUCAUUUAAUAUAUCAGAUGAGAAAUAUAAAUAUUAGACACUUACU